CGGCAGUCUUCUCCGGCCAAAAGUAGAAAGCUGAAAACACAGAGCGUUUCUACGUCUCCGUCUCUUUUUCCGGCGAAACUGAGCUUCUAGGAAUGGCUUUCUUUAACAAAGCUGGGAGCAUUCUUCGGCAGGCUGUUAGCAAGCAGCAUAUCAAUCAUGAAAUCUCUGCAUCGAAACCUUCAAUUUUUCAACUUAUUAGAUGCAUGUCUUCAAAACUUUUUGUUGGAGGAAUCUCAUGGAACACGAAUGACAACACUCUCCAAGAAGCUUUCAGCAAGUAUGGAGAAGUCAUUGAAGCAAGAGUCAUUUAUGAUCGAGAGUCUGGAAGAUCUAGGGGAUUUGGCUUCGUUACUUUUAAUGGUUCUGAGGAUGCCAGCGCUGCCAUCCAGGCUUUGGAUGGACAGGAGCUUGAUGGUCGUAGGAUUAAGGUAAAUAUAGCGAAUGACAGGACAAGAGGAUACAGCGGUGGUGGUGGCGGGUUUGGUGGUGGUGGCAAUUAUGGAUCUGGUGGUUAUGGUGGUGGUGGCAAUUAUGGAUCUGGUGGUUAUGGUGGUGGUGGUAAUUAUGGUGCCUCUGGUUAUGGUGGCAGUGGCAAUUAUGGAGGCGCAGGUGGUGUUGAUGCUAAUGUUGCCGGCAAUUAUGGAAGCGGAGAAAACAGUUUCGGCUUUGGCGCAAGUGGUGAUAACAACUUUUCAAGUGGUGAUAGCUAUGCUAGUGGAAACACCGAAGCUACCAGCAGCCAAGCAGAUGUUAAUAGCCCUGUUGAUGCAGGUGAAAAUUACAGAGAUGACAAUGUGGAGUCCAGUGAUUAUGCCGACAGAAGAGCCUAAAGGUUGCCUUCAAAUCAAUGGAAGAUGACAUCUCUUCCUUCCAUCGUUUAGCAGUUCAUCUCUUUCAUAGUCUACCUUCUUCUCGCCUUAGCUAUAUUUCGACUUUCGUUUUUGUCGUUCAUGGACUUGAGAUUUUGCUUUUAUUUUAUACCGAUUUGGUUGCUUAAUUUUGGCAGUACAAGAGCCAAACAUCGUGUCAGCUAAGCAAAAGUACUCUACACCUUUGGGUGAACCUAAUUUUAUAAUCAAGUAGUUGUGUGUUUGGAUG
Messenger RNA from Solanum dulcamara, 1098 nucleotides. Its product is annotated as glycine-rich RNA-binding protein 4, mitochondrial-like. The coding region runs from base 93 to 830 and encodes 245 amino acids. Gene Ontology annotation, molecular function: RNA binding. The transcript is spliced from 5 exons. Lineage: Eukaryota; Viridiplantae; Streptophyta; Magnoliopsida; Solanales; Solanaceae. The record is from RefSeq and is a predicted model, not a curated record.